Messenger RNA from Racocetra persica, 180 nucleotides. Lineage: Eukaryota; Fungi; Glomeromycota; Glomeromycetes; Diversisporales; Gigasporaceae. The record is from the annotation of a GenBank genome assembly.
GCCUUGAAACGAAAUUUGCGUAGGAAGUUACGGCGAACUAAGAAGGUGAAGCUUGGAAAACAGACCAACCUGUCAAUGGAUAAUGAAAUCACCCCUAGCACCAACAAUGAUAUCAAUCAUAAUGAUUGUGAAGGCGAUGAUAGUGACAAACAAAAAAAAAUAUUUUAUAACCCUCAAAAG